UCUUCUUUCCCUCCUCCCCCUCCACUUCCUAAAUAUUUGCAAAUAGGUCCCUCAUGCUGCCCUGGGACGAGGUUAUCUCCUUCCCCCUCCUGGGCCUCGACGAAAGCUUCGGCUUCACCUCCUGGCCGACGCCGGCCCCGACCCCCGAAACCGGUCAGGAAGAACCGGAACCGCCCACCCUCUCCCCGGCCGAGGACCGCCGGCGGCGGCGCAAGAUCUCGAACCGCGAGUCCGCCCGCCGCUCGCGCAUGCGGAAGCAGCGCCAUCUCGAGGAGCUCCGGAGCCAGGGCGCCCGCCUCCGCUCCCAGAACCGGGUCCUCACCGACCACCUCGACGCCACCGUCCACCGCUGCUUCAUCUUCCGCGCCGAGAACAACCGGCUACGCGCCGAAUCGGCCGCCCUCCGCCGCCGUCUCUGCCUCCUCCUGCGCCAGCACCACCUCCUCUCCUCCCCCCCUCCACCGCCGCCGCCGCCCCCGGCGCCCACAGGCGGCGGCGGCUUCGCCUCCGGAUACGAACAGACGCUCGCGUCGCUAUUCUCUUGAAAAAAAAAAAAAUCGAAAAAAUUGGGAAAUUUUAAAAUUGGGUAACGUGGAAAGAAAUGGAAUUAAGAGAAAGAGAGAAAGCAAUUAUCGCUGCUCUCUCUAUGUUCCUUCUCUCUCUUAUGUAUAAAUUUAAACCGGUUUUAGAAAAAUGGCGGCUUUUAAAUGGCGGGAAUUUGCCCUAUUUUUACUGGAAGGGUUCGGGUUGUAUCUUUAGCACGGAACAAUGAUUAAUCCUCUAUCAUGAGGUCAGCCA
Molecule: messenger RNA, 798 nt
Organism: Elaeis guineensis (African oil palm)
Lineage: Eukaryota; Viridiplantae; Streptophyta; Magnoliopsida; Arecales; Arecaceae
Biological process (GO): positive regulation of DNA-templated transcription
Cellular component (GO): nucleus
Molecular function (GO): transcription cis-regulatory region binding; DNA-binding transcription factor activity
Source: RefSeq, a predicted model, not a curated record